Brettanomyces nanus is the source of this 1095-nucleotide messenger RNA. RefSeq lists its product as uncharacterized. Gene Ontology annotation, molecular function: cysteine synthase activity. The transcript has a single exon. Lineage: Eukaryota; Fungi; Ascomycota; Pichiomycetes; Pichiales; Pichiaceae. The record is from RefSeq and is a predicted model, not a curated record. The coding region runs from base 1 to 1095 and encodes 364 amino acids. Gene Ontology annotation, cellular component: cytoplasm.
AUGUUAGUUUCAAGAAGAUUCUUCGGAACCGCAAAAGCCUGUCUUACAGCCUACAACUUCAAGUUUCAGCCAAUAUUGGCCGAAAAAGGUUUCGCUGCUGCCAUAGGUAAUACUCCGUUGAUUAAGUUGAACAGAUUGAGUAAGGAGACUGGUCGAAACAUUUAUGGAAAGGCUGAAUGGAUGAACCCUGGCGGUUCUGUCAAGGACCGGGCUGCUCUUUGGUUAAUCGAGAAGGCCGAGGAGAGGGGCCUUAUCAAGCCGGGCGGAACUAUUGUCGAGGGAUCUGCAGGUAAUACUGGUAUUGGUCUCGCCCACGUUAGCAGAGCAAAAGGUUACAAAUGUGUGAUCUAUAUGCCUGACACCAUGGCUCCUAUAAAGAUGCAAACUGCACGAAUGCUAGGUGCAGAAGUCCGUGCAGUUCCUGCAGUUCCGUUUGCCGAUCCUAUGAAUUUCAAUCAUCAGGCAGAAAGAUAUGCUAACUCGCUAGAUAAUGCAUAUUGGACGAACCAGUUCGAAAACCUAGACAACAGACAAGUUCACAUGGAGACAACUGGUCCGGAGAUCUGGAAGCAAUUAGAUGGUAAGGUUGAUGUCUUCACUUGUUCAUCAGGAUCCGGUGGAACCUGGUCAGGGGUCACUCAUUUCUUGAAGGAAAAGGAUCCGAAAAUCAAGUCAUUUUUGGCUAGCCCUCCAGGUGAUUCCGUGUAUCCUUUCGUUAAGAGUCGCGGUGAAUCUAUCGUUGCUGAUGGCGCAUCUGUUACUGAAGGUAUUGGUCAGGAUCGUAUCACUGGUAAUGUGGCUGCCGAUGCUGAAUUGGCUGAUGGGGCCUUUUUGAUUCCAGAUAGAGAGACUAUUUUGAUGGCCUUUAGAUUAAUCGACGAGGAAGGUAUCUUUGUCGGUAGUACUGCUGCCCUAAAUGUCGUGGCCGCAACUUUGGCUGCAAAUAAAGUUCCAAAAGGGUCGAAUGUCGUAACAAUCUUCACCGAUUCAGGCCAUAAGUAUGCUACAAAAUACUUCAGUAAGAGCUUCUUGCAGCAGAAUGACCUUUACGACUUCUUACCGGAACAUUUGAAGAAGUAUGCCGCUAUGCCUUAA